This is a messenger RNA of Hypomesus transpacificus, 1200 nucleotides long. It is a transcript of the gene iglon5, whose product is annotated as IgLON family member 5. Gene Ontology annotation, cellular component: neuron projection. NCBI's taxonomy places the organism in Eukaryota, Metazoa, Chordata, Actinopteri, Osmeriformes, Osmeridae. The record is from RefSeq and is a predicted model, not a curated record.
AUCAAGUUUCAAUGGGAAUCACAUAACACCUCAGCGUGGCUAACUCCCCUGCCCUCUCCUCCCCUCCCCCCCUCCCCUACCUCUCCUCUUCUCACCUCACCCCCUCUCCCCUUCCCCUAUGCAGGGCUGGAGGUGUUCGGAGCAGAGUUCAACGACCAGCCGGACAACAUCACGGUUUUGGAGGGAGCCAGCAUUAUCCUGAGGUGUAAGAUUAACGAGGAAGUGACCCACAAGGCGUGGAUGAACCGCUCCAACAUCCUGUUUGCCGGAACAGACAAGUGGUCUCUGGACAAGCGUGUGACGCUGCUGAACAGCAACAGCAGCGACUUCUCCAUCCAGGUGGAGAAGGUGGCGGUGGCCGACGAAGGGAUCUACACAUGCAGCUUCCAGGCUAACAACAAGCCCCGCCUCUCCCUCGUCUACCUCAUCGUGCAGGUACCGGCCAGAAUCGUGAACGUAUCGAAGGACGUGUCUGUGAGCGAGGGGGAGAACGUGGGCUUGUUCUGCCUGGCAGUGGGACGACCAGAGCCCACCAUCACCUGGAGGGAGCAGAAGUCCGGCCUGAUGAAUGAGGGGGAGUUCCUGGACAUCACGGAGAUCAAGAGGCAGCAGGCAGGAGAGUACGAGUGUGUCACCAACAACGCUGUGGCCCCUCCCAGCAAGCACAAGGUCAAGGUGGUGGUCAACUACCCACCCCUGAUAACAGAUGUGAAGAACAUGCCCGCCCAGCUGGGGAAGACAGCCAUCCUGCGUUGUGAGGCCAUGGCCGUUCCUGCCGUCCUGUUUGAGUGGUACAGAGACGACCGCAGACCGGUAGAGAGUGACAACACAUUGAGGAUCAAGAAUGAAAAGACUCGCUCUCUGCUGCUGUUCACCAACGUGACGGACAAACACUUCGGCAACUACACCUGCUUCGCCUCCAACCGCCUGGGGGCUGCUAACGCCAGCAUGCUGCUGUUCCGACCAGGAGCGGUGUAUGGGGGAGGUGUGAGUCUGUCUGCAGGUGGGAGCUUGGUUGUGUGGGUGUGCCUGGCCCUGACCCUCCUGUUGAGGGCCUGAAGAGUCCGUCCACCCAGGAAGGAACAAGAUGAUUUAAUUACGAACCCAUCACUGUGAACAAAAAUAAUUAUGCAUUAUUCAAGGAGCCAUUUACACAUCACAUUCAACACCCCCCCCCCCCUCAGACCCCUGUCCCCUCUG